Messenger RNA from Anopheles maculipalpis, 1376 nucleotides. It is a transcript of the gene Arpc2, whose product is annotated as probable actin-related protein 2/3 complex subunit 2. Gene Ontology annotation, cellular component: Arp2/3 protein complex; actin cytoskeleton. Bases 362 to 1276 code for a protein of 304 amino acids. The record is from RefSeq and is a predicted model, not a curated record. The transcript is spliced from 7 exons. Gene Ontology annotation, biological process: actin filament polymerization; Arp2/3 complex-mediated actin nucleation. Gene Ontology annotation, molecular function: actin filament binding; structural constituent of cytoskeleton. NCBI's taxonomy places the organism in Eukaryota, Metazoa, Arthropoda, Insecta, Diptera, Culicidae.
UCGUUUACGAGGCAAAGUGAUUUUAUAAUUAAUUUGUUAGUGCAUCGAUCGAAGACACGGGUGCAAACGACAUCCAUCAUCAUUGACGACGAAAAAGCCACUGACGAUCGAAUGUGGUGAGAUCACGCAGGAAGGAGUGGCAAAAACAAGCACCGGGCAAAACCGCCGGAAUUAAGCAGCACAUCUGGACCGCAUAGUGGUGAAGCGAAGGAAAUCACCAGCAGACAUUACACGCAAACACACACUCACACACACGUACGGUGGAUCCCUUCGGUGUGCAACGAAUCUGCAAGGAAGAGCAAAAAAAGAGUAAACUUGACGUAACCCGGGCAAAGGCACUUUGCCAGUUGGAUGAGCAAAAAUGAUUCUGCUGGAGAUCAACAACAGGAUUGUGGAGGAAACGCUUACAGUGAAGUUUAAAAAUGCAAUCGCAGGAAACAAGGCGGAAUCGAUCGAUGUGACGGUAGCCGACUUCGACGGAGUACUAUUUCACAUUUCCAACAUAAAUGGCGAUAAAACGAAAGUGCGAACGAGCAUAUCGCUCAAGUUCUACAAGCAGCUGCAGGAGCAUGGUGCCGACGAGUUGCUAAAGCGCGAGUAUGGCGAUCUACUGAUUGCGCCCGAGGACGGAUACAACGUAUCGGUGCUAGUCGAUCUGGAAAACAUACCGGAAAAUUGGGAAGAAACGGUACGAAAGGUCGGUCUGCUGAAGCGUAACUGUUUUGCGUCCGUGUUCGAGAAGUAUUUCGACUUCCAGUCGCAGGGCGAAGGUGAAGGCGAAGGACAGAAACGAGCAGUGAUCAACUAUCGAAAUGAUGAAACGAUGUACGUCGAAGCCAAACCAGAUCGCGUAACGGUCGUGUUUAGUACGAUAUUCCGUGACGAGGACGACGUAGUCUUAGGUAAAGUGUUCAUGCAGGAGUUGCGCGAAGGCCGAAGAGCGUCACACACCGCGCCACAAGUAUUAUUCUCCCAUCGGGAACCUCCGCUGGAGUUGGCCAAUACGGGUGCAAGGGUCGGUGAAAACAUAGGCUACGUUACAUUCGUCCUAUUCCCAAGGCACACCGCGAAAGAGACGCGCGAUAAUACGAUCAAUUUAAUUCACAUGUUCCGUGAUUAUUUGCAUUAUCAUAUUAAGUGUUCGAAAGCAUACAUCCACUCGCGAAUGCGUGCAAAGACGACGGAUUUUCUAAAGGUGCUCAAUCGCGCUCGACCGGAGCCAAAAAUUACGGAAAAGAAAACAAUAACCGGCCGAACAUUCAUCAGGAAAGAAUGAUUGCGAAAUACGUCGGGCGUCGUCUAGUUGUUAAAUGUGUAAGUAUUCAAACGAACCUAAUAAAAUGCAAAAAGUGUAAGGGAAGCAAACUGGAAGGCAU